CGCCCAAUAUUUCCUUUUCGCAGUCCACUUCAAUUUUGUGUCUUCCGUUAGAGCUUUGAUCAUGAGGCAAAAACGAGCCAAAACUUAUAGGAAGCUCAUGAGUCUCUACUCCAUGUCUUUUGGUUUUCGACAACCGUAUCAAGUACUUGUCGACUCAGAACUAUGCAAGACUUCAGUAGAUCAUAAAAUCGAGCUUGUCAAACAACUAGGAACUGUCCUCCAAGGGGAAGUAAAACCCAUGAUCACUCAAUGUUGCAUACAUGAAUUGUAUCUUCAGCGCGGACAGCAACCUGCUGUGGAUUUAGCCAAAACAUUCGAGCGCAGGAAGUGUAAUCAUCGGGAACCUAUUUCAGGAGAUGAUUGUUUAGCAAGCGUCGUCGGUAAAGUUUUGUUUUUCAUUUAACGAGCAGCGCGGCGUUCAUGCGUCAUAGGGGACUCGAACAAGCAUCGCUACGUUAUCGCUACCCAAUCCGAUGCUCUUAGGGGAAAGCUCAGGCUGAUUCCUGCAGUGCCGAUCG
Messenger RNA from Lentinula edodes (shiitake mushroom), 518 nucleotides. RefSeq lists its product as uncharacterized. The transcript has 3 exons. Gene Ontology annotation, molecular function: small ribosomal subunit rRNA binding. The record is from RefSeq and is a predicted model, not a curated record. The coding region runs from base 62 to 403 and encodes 113 amino acids. NCBI's taxonomy places the organism in Eukaryota, Fungi, Basidiomycota, Agaricomycetes, Agaricales, Omphalotaceae. Gene Ontology annotation, cellular component: nucleolus; small-subunit processome.